Mus caroli (Ryukyu mouse) is the source of this 1503-nucleotide messenger RNA. Lineage: Eukaryota; Metazoa; Chordata; Mammalia; Rodentia; Muridae. The record is from RefSeq and is a predicted model, not a curated record.
AUGGCUUCAUCUUAUAAAAUGUCUGAACAAAGCACAACUUCGGAGCACAUUUUACAGAAGACAUGUGAUCACUUGAUCCUGACUAACCGUUCUGGACUAGAGACAGAAUCAGUAGCAGAGGAAAUGAAGCAGACUGUGGAGGAACAGGGGCAUACAGUGCACUGGGCAGCUCUCCUGAUACUCGCGGUGAUAAUACCCACCAUUGGCGGGAACAUCCUUGUGAUUCUGGCUGUUGCACUGGAGAAAAGGCUGCAGUACGCUACCAACUACUUUUUAAUGUCCUUGGCGGUAGCAGAUUUGCUGGUUGGAUUGUUUGUGAUGCCGAUUGCCCUCUUGACAAUCAUGUUUGAGGCUAUAUGGCCCCUCCCACUGGCCUUGUGUCCUGCCUGGUUAUUCCUCGAUGUUCUCUUUUCGACUGCCUCCAUCAUGCAUCUCUGUGCCAUUUCCCUGGACCGCUAUAUAGCCAUCAAAAAGCCAAUUCAGGCCAAUCAGUGCAACUCCCGGGCUACUACAUUCAUCAAGAUCACAGUGGUAUGGUUAAUUUCAAUAGGUACGUGGGGAAUGCCAAAGGUACGGGCACCUCUAUUUCCAUAUGGCCAGAAUGCCAGGUCUGGCAUCGCCAUCCCAGUCCCUAUUAAAGGAAUAGAGACUGAUGUGAUUAAUGCACACAACAUCACCUGUGAGCUGACAAAGGACCGCUUUGGCAGUUUUAUGGUCUUUGGGUCGCUGGCUGCUUUCUUUGCACCUCUCGCCAUCAUGGUAGUCACUUACUUUCUCACCAUUCACACUUUACAGAAGAAAACUUACUUGGUCAAAACUAAGCCACCUCAACGCCUAACACGGUGGACUGUGCCCACAGUUUUCCUAAGGGAAGACUCAUCCUUUUCAUCACCAGAAAAGGUGGCAAUGCUGGAUGGGUCUCACAAGGAUAAAAUUCUACCUAACUCAAGUGAUGAGACACUUAUGCGAAGAAUGUCCUCAGUUGGAAAAAAAUCAGCCCAAACCAUUUCUAAUGAGCAGAGAGCCUUGAAGGCCCUUGGAGUUGUGUUUUUCCUCUUUCUGCUUAUGUGGUGCCCCUUUUUUAUUACAAAUCUAACUUUAGCUCUGUGUGAUUCCUGCAAUCAGACCACUCUCAAAACGCUCCUGGAGAUAUUUGUGUGGAUAGGCUACGUUUCCUCAGGGGUGAAUCCUCUGAUCUAUACACUCUUCAAUAAGACAUUUCGGGAAGCAUUUGGCAGGUACAUCACCUGCAAUUACCGAGCCACAAAGUCAGUAAAAGCACUUAGGAAGUGUUCCAGUACACUUUGUUUUGGGAAUUCAAUGGUAGAAAACUCUAAAUUUUUCACAAGACAUGGAAUUCGAAAUGGGAUCAACCCUGCCAUGUACCAGAGCCCAAUGAGGCUCCGGAGUUCAACCAUUCAGUCCUCACCAAUCAUCCUCCUCGAUACCCUUCUCACUGAAAACGACGGCGACAGAGAGGGAGAGCAAGUCAGCUACACAUAG